AGGGGCACUAGUACUGGAGGGUACCUUAGAGGAGUCGAGAGCUUCCUCCAUUCGCAUAUAUAUAAAGCCUCUGCAAAGGCCCUCUGUGAUUUCACAACAGACAAGUCUCUACUUCUACAAACGUGUACUAGAGUAUCCUGUUCGCUUCGGACACUUCCAAUCAGUCACAAUGGCUCCCAAGGUUGCUAUCGUCUUUUACUCCAUGUACGGCCAUAUCUUGAAGCUGGCCGAAGCCGAGAAGAAGGGUAUUGAGUCGGCUGGUGGCCAGGCCGACAUCUUCCAGAUCGCUGAGACCCUUUCCGAGGACGUCCUCGCCAAGAUGCACGCUCCUCCCAAGUCGUCUUACCCCGUCAUCGAAGCCGACACUCUGAAGGACUACGACGCCGUCCUUUUCGGUAUCCCCACUCGCUACGGUAACUUCCCCGCUCAGUGGAAGGCCUUCUGGGACAGGACCGGUGGUAUCUGGGCCUCUGGUGGCUAUUGGGGCAAGUACGCCGGUCUCUUCGUUUCCACCGGUACCCUCGGUGGUGGCCAGGAGUCGACUGCCAUUGCCGCUAUGAGCACCCUCGCCCACCACGGCUUCAUCUACGUCCCUCUCGGCUACAAGACCGUCUUCCCUCAGCUCGCCAACCUGGAGGAGAUCCACGGCGGUAGCGCUUGGGGUGCUGGUACUUUUGCUGGUGCCGACGGCUCCCGCCAGCCCACUGAGCUGGAGCUCUCCAUCGCCGAGGCCCAGGGUAAGGCUUUCUACGAGACCGUCGCCAAGGUUAACUUUGCGUGACUACAUGGUGGCGAGGAAGUGAAGCCUGCAGCGGCAGCACAGCAAGCCAAGACUGAGGCCGCUCCCAAGCCUGCGCAGAGUGGACAGGACAAUGGCCAAGGCACACAAGGGGCGAAAAAAGAGAAGAGCAAGGAGGGACCUUGUGGUCUUCCCAAGUGCACUAUCUCGUAGUUAAUUUCGAUAUAUACCCCUUUGUUCUUUGUCAUGCUGUCUUGUUCUUCUUUGUUGCAAAUGGCGUCAUUGGAUUGGGAGGUCAAUACCUGCAAUAGAUAUAUAUGUAUGUGGUUAUUUUAAAAGAUAUCCAUAUAUACGCAUUAAUGGAUUACGCAGAUCAACUCGAGGAUCUUGAUAUUAGAAUGUUGGAGGGAUCAGUGG
Messenger RNA from Aspergillus novofumigatus IBT 16806, 1156 nucleotides. RefSeq names its product putative NADH-quinone oxidoreductase Pst2 (gene pst2). Gene Ontology annotation, molecular function: FMN binding; NAD(P)H dehydrogenase (quinone) activity. The record is from RefSeq and is a predicted model, not a curated record. The coding region runs from base 170 to 781 and encodes 203 amino acids. Lineage: Eukaryota; Fungi; Ascomycota; Eurotiomycetes; Eurotiales; Aspergillaceae. The transcript is spliced from 4 exons.